AUGCUGUUGAAACUCAAGCAAGUUUCCACUGAUAGUAGAAGUCCGCCAGUGUAUGCCCGCCAGUGGAAGCCCGCCAGUGGAAGCCCGCCAGUGGAAGUCCGCCAGUGGAAGUCCGCCAGUGGGAGCCCGCCAGUAGAAGCCCGCCAGUGGAAGCCCGCCAGUGGAUGUCCGCCAGUGGAAGCCCGCCAGUGGAAGCCCGCCAGUGGAAGCCCGCCAGUUGAAGCCCGCCAGCGGAAGCCCACCAGUGGAAGCCCGCCAGUGGAAGCCCGCCAGUGGAAGCCCGCCAGUGGAAGCCCGCCAGUGGUAGCCCGCCAGUGGAAGACCGCCAGUGGAAGCCCACCAGUGGAAGCCCGCCAGUGGAAGCCCGCCAUUGGAAGCCCGCCAGUGGUAGUCCGCCAGUGGAAGACCGCCAGUGGAAGCCCGCCAGUGGAAGCCCACCAGUGGAAGCCCGCCAGUGGAAGCCCGCCAGUGGAAGCCCGCCAGUGGAAGCCCGCCAGUGGAAGCCCACCAGUGGAAGCCCGCCAGUGGAAGCCCGCCAGUGGAAGCCCGCCAGUGGAAGCCCGCCAGUGGAAGCCCGCCAGUGGAAGCCCACCAGUGGAAGCCCGCCAGUGGAAGCCCGCCAGUGGAAGCCCGCCAGUGGAAGCCCGCCAGUGGAAGCCCGCCAGUGGAAGCCCGCCAGUGGAAGACCGCCAGUGGAAGCCCACCAGUGGAAGCCCGCCAGUGGAAGCCCGCCAGUGGAAGCCCGCCAGUGGAAGCCCACCAGUGGAAGCCCACCAGUGGAAGCCCGCCAGUGGAAGCCCGCCAGUGGAAGCCCACCAGUGGAAGCCCGCCAGUGGAAGCCCGCCAGAGGAAGUCCACCAGUGGAAGCCCGCCAGUGGAAGACCGCCAGUGGAAGACCGCCAGUGGAAGACCGCCAGUGGAAGCCCACAAGUGGAAGCCCACCAGUGGAAGCCUGCCAGUGGAAGCCCGCCAGUGGAAGCCCGCCAGUGGAAGCCCGCCAGUGGAAGCCCGCCAGUGGAAGCCCACCAGUGGAAGCCCGCCAGUGGAAGCCCGCCAGUGGAAGCCCGCCAGUGGAAGCCCGCCAGUGGAAGCCCGCCAGUGGAAGCCCGCCAGUGGAAGACCGCCAGUGGAAGCCCACCAGUGGAAGCCCGCCAGUGGAAGCCCGCCAGUGGAAGCCCGCCAGUGGAAGCCCCCCAGUGGAAGCCCACCAGUGGAAGCCCGCCAGUGGAAGCCCGCCAGUGGAAGCCCACCAGUGGAAGCCCGCCAGUGGAAGCCCGCCAGAGGAAGUCCACCAGUGGAAGCCCGCCAGUGGAAGACCGCCAGUGGAAGACCGCCAGUGGAAGACCGCCAGUGGAAGCCCACAAGUGGAAGCCCACCAGUGGAAGCCUGCCAGUGGAAGCCCGCCAGUGGAAGCCCGCCAGUGGAAGCCCGCCAGUGGAAGCCCGCCAGUGGAAGCCCACCAGUGGAAGCCCACCAGUGGAAGCCCGCCAGUGGAAGCCCGCCAGUGGGAGACGAGCAUUUUGUAAACAGGUUUACAAAGCCUAA
Molecule: messenger RNA, 1545 nt
Organism: Procambarus clarkii (red swamp crayfish)
Lineage: Eukaryota; Metazoa; Arthropoda; Malacostraca; Decapoda; Cambaridae
Source: RefSeq, a predicted model, not a curated record